Molecule: messenger RNA, 1155 nt
Organism: Anopheles funestus (African malaria mosquito)
Lineage: Eukaryota; Metazoa; Arthropoda; Insecta; Diptera; Culicidae
Exons: 3
Coding region: 110-730 (206 amino acids)
Source: RefSeq, a predicted model, not a curated record
CGUUCGCGACACGAAUGCACAUUAGCAAGCAGCAUUAGGCACGUGAUGAACCCUUUAAAACCUGGCUGCACCUUACCAUGGCUAUAUUAAACGGCCAACCGUAUAGACCAUGGUGCGUGGCGUAGUGUUUGUUUUGUUAGUCGCAGUGACCUUACCGGUCGUACCGCGGGUACGAGCCAUCUGUACGACUUCGUUAUCUGCCGACAGGGUUGCUUCCUGUGCGUUCAACCCACUACUGCUGCUGGUGGAACGUUCCGGUUGGGUACUGUCGAGACAGAACUGUGGCGAAACGAUCGGUUCGGAAGCAUUCGAGGUGCCACCGAUCGUAUACUUUGACUACACUGAACCAGAACAUCUUUAUACCUUGGUGUUUGUGGCAGAAAAUAUCCAUCAGCAUCCGUCCGAUAAUGAUUCCGUGGAAAGAACGUUCUAUUUGCAGUGGCUCGUCGUAAAUAUUCCCGACUCAUCCCUAGCGAAUGGCAUGAGGUACAUGGAUGGAGACACAAUUGUGGAUUAUCUAUCGCCCAUGCCACGAUCGGCCGAUGAUGAUGGCGAUGUUGAUGGGCAACCGACACGCUACGGAGUCUAUCUGUACGAACAGGUUUACGGUACGAUUUAUCCACCGACACCGAACGCCAGGGAGUACUUCAAUUUGGAUGGCUGGAUCGGCACAAUCUAUCCCGAGGCAGCCCUCUGCGGUCCGGUUGCAUCGAUCGGAUUCGGAGUUUAGCAGUAGGCAGCGUCAACGAUUCGUAGUGGCCGUCGGCAGUUCGGAUAAAUUGUCCGUCCUAUCGAGUGGAAAUAUCUUUCCUGCUUUCCACGUACCGCUUACCAUCGGUACAAUGAAGCCGAUCGUAUUUGGGAUCCUGUAGAGUAGUAAGAAAUGGUACGGAUUGUGAUCGGUUUCAUGAAACCAAGGUUUCGGUGGUUUUUAUUUACUACCGCCAGAGAAAGAAAUGGUAACACAAGAUAGUGUUUUCGACCUGAAGCAAAUAUAAUAUCUCGCUAGGCACAAUUUAUACGAUCAUCUGGUGCAUAAUUUAGCUUCAAGUAGUGCAACGCUUACCUGCGACCAGGCACGGGACAUCUACACGUGUUCGUUUGCAACACGGGACACGUUGCUGGCAGUAAAUAAACGUACUUCGAUUUCCUUCC